Messenger RNA from Eubalaena glacialis (North Atlantic right whale), 832 nucleotides. RefSeq names its product calcineurin like EF-hand protein 2 (gene CHP2). The record is from RefSeq and is a predicted model, not a curated record. The transcript is spliced from 7 exons. The coding region runs from base 213 to 803 and encodes 196 amino acids. Gene Ontology annotation, molecular function: calcium ion binding. Lineage: Eukaryota; Metazoa; Chordata; Mammalia; Artiodactyla; Balaenidae.
GAGAUGCAACCGCGCGUUCUCCGCUCCCGCCCCGCUGACCCCGCCACCCUGGCACGGUUUUCUAUUCGCCCGGGUCGCGGGUGGGAGGCGAGGAACGGCGGGGUUCAGGAGCCUGGCUCCCCGCCAAGGCUGUGGCCUUCGGCCCAGGGGCCACCAGGCGGCCGCGCCUGCGAGGCGGGCGGGGAGGACGCCAGCCCCGGCGCAGCUCGGCCAUGGGCUCCCGCAGCUCCCACGCCGCCAGGAUCCCCGACGUGGACAGCAUCCGGCGGGAGACCGGCUUCUCGCAGGCCAGUCUGCUCCGCCUCUACCACCGGUUCCGAGCGCUUGACUGGAAUGAGAAGGGCUACCUCAGCCGCGUGGAUCUACAGCAGAUCGGGGCGCUGGCCGUGAACCCCCUGGGAGACCGCAUUAUAGACAGCUUCUUCCCUGACGGGAGUCUGCACCUGGACUUCCCAGGCUUUGUCAGAGUCCUGGCUCGCUUUCGACCUGUAGAUGAUGAGGACAACGGAAACCGGGACCCCAACGAACCCGAGCCCCUCAACAGCAGAAUGAACAAACUUCGCUUUGCAUUCCAGCUCUACGACCUGGAUCGAGAUGGAAAGAUCUCCAGGCAAGAGAUGCUGCAGGUACUCCGGCUGAUGGUUGGGGUACAGGUGACAGAAGAGCAGCUGGAGAGCAUUGCCGACCGCACAGUGCAGGAAGCCGACGAAGAUGGGGAUGGCGCUGUGUCCUUCCUGGAGUUCGCCAAGUCCUUAGAGAAGAUGAACAUCGAGCAGAAAAUGAGCAUCCGGAUCCUGAAAUGACCCCCUUUGUGCCUUUGGGUAGCUUACAU